Molecule: messenger RNA, 1132 nt
Organism: Chara braunii
Lineage: Eukaryota; Viridiplantae; Streptophyta; Charophyceae; Charales; Characeae
Source: the annotation of a GenBank genome assembly
GGAACCACACAAACGUGGUCACCCUUGUAUUUUCUAUUAUAUCUUAGUUAUCUAAACCUUUUUGUUAUGGAUGCAGACGAGGGUGAUGAAGAGGAAAAGCGGAGCAGUGACAACACAGAGCGAGACGCGGAUGAAGAAGAGGGAGAUGAAGACGGGAGGGGGGCAGAUGAGACAGAGAUGUUCGAAGACUGCUUGAAGGACAUUCUCGCGACACUCACGAGGCUGAUGACGAGGACGGGGGGAGCAGUGAUGACACAGCGCAGGACGAGGGCGGUGAUGGGGCAGACGAAGACGAGAGGGAACCCGAACAUUGAGCUGGCAUGGACCCGGGACAGCGAGCACCGCGUCGUGAAUGAAGAUGUGGAGCUACUUAUUAUCCAAGCUUGGAGGACCGAAGUGGAAGGAGACCUGCGAGGAUUCGUCUUUGGAACAAUGGCACCAGGGCAUCGACAGACGAUCGUAGGGGAACUUUUAAUCCCCUUCACGCAACUGCUAGACGACCUGCCGAUCGACAUCAUCUCGCACAGCGACGAGAAUCCGGUGCCGCACAUUCUAUCGCGGAGUUUGACGCCGUACCUGCAAUGGUCGGCUUGUCAGGAGGAUCAAUGGGGGAACGGUAGCUCCCCGUCAGGCGCAGAGUACCUAAAUCCCAGGGGGAUAACUGACGUUCACUUCUUCCAACUCAAAACGAAGUCGGGAGAGGAAGCGGAAGAAGAAGAAGAAGAAGCGGAAGAAGAGGAGGAGGAGAAAACCUUUGAAGAAGAGGAAAGCUACAGUGCGUAUAGCGAGCACGAAUCGGGGGCGGUGAGUGAAGAAAGCGAAGAGAGCGAAGAAGGCGAAGAAGAAGAACAAGACGGGGCGAGUGCAGAAGAAGGGGCGGACCAAGCGGAAACACAAGAGGACGAUCCUGCGGCUGAGCAAUGGAGGGCGGAGAUAGCGGAAGGAAAGCGGCCCUUAGAGCAGUCGGUCGAAGUAGAUCUGCCUAUCCCGGACCAUCCGACUAGAGAUCUCGAGUCGCCGAAGGAAGAAGUUGAGCUCCCUCAUGCAGAGGCAUCGGGCACGCCGGCGCAGAGGCGGUGAAGCCGCUCCCCCUCCCCUUCCCCUUCCCCCCGUCCCCCAGUUCGAGAACGUC